Molecule: messenger RNA, 1467 nt
Organism: Exophiala mesophila
Lineage: Eukaryota; Fungi; Ascomycota; Eurotiomycetes; Chaetothyriales; Herpotrichiellaceae
Exons: 8
Coding region: 1-1467 (488 amino acids)
Molecular function (GO): oxidoreductase activity, acting on paired donors, with incorporation or reduction of molecular oxygen; monooxygenase activity
Source: RefSeq, a predicted model, not a curated record
AUGACCAGUCAUCAGGGCUCCCCGGCCCCUGGAUCAGCGAAGAAACAACUUAUCCUUAACGCAUUCGUGGAAAGCUGUAGUGGCCAUCAAUCUCCAGGGUUGUGGACUCAUCCACGUGACGAGUCUUCGAACUUCAAUCAAAUCGAGCACUGGGUGAAUCUUGCUACUAAGCUCGAGGCGGCCAAAUUUCAUGGGAUUUUUAUUGCCGAUGUUCUGGGUGGUUAUGAUGUCUUCAAUGGAAGUCUAGAUGCCGCAAUCCGGUCGGGAGCGCAAUGGCCAGUCAACGAACCCCUAGCAGUUGUUUCCGCAAUGGCUGCUGCGACCAAAAGCAUCGGUUUCGGCGUCACAGUCUCUACGACGUAUGAACAACCAUAUCAUCUCGCCCGGAGGCUUUCAACUUUGGAUCAUCUUUCAAAUGGACGAUUAGGUUGGAAUAUCGUCACCGGGUACCUCGACUCGGCAGCAAGGAACCUGGGCCACACUGAACAGCCUCGGCACGACAAGCGAUACGAAGUGGCCGAAGAGUACAUGCAAGUCAUGUAUAAGCUGUUCGAAUCCUCAUGGCGAGAUGAUGCUGUCGUGAAAGAUGUUGAAAAGCGCAUCUACACUUUGCCAGAUCGAGUUAGAGAAAUCAAUCACACAGGGAAAUACUUCAAUGUCCCAGGCCCGCACAUCUGCCAACCCAGUCCGCAACGAACACCAUUGCUGCUGCAAGCCGGAACGUCCAGAUCAGGCAAGGAAUUCGCCGCCCAACAUGCUGAGGGUGUUUUUGUCGCAGGACAUAGCCCUUCAGUAGUUGCCAAAAGUAUUGCCGAAACACGGGAGCUGGCCAGCACCAAAUUUGGCCGCAACCCCCAGAGCAUCAAGUUCUUGUCCUUGAUAUGUCCAGUAUUGGGGAGGACUCAGGAGGAAGCGGAAGCAAAGUACAACGAGUAUCGCAGCUAUGCAUCUGUCGAAGGAGCAUUGGCACUAUUGUGUGGUUGGACGGGGAUUGACUUUGGGAAGUAUGGAGAUGAAGAAGAAUUGCGACAGGUAGAGAGUAAUGCGGUCCGGUCUGCCGUCGAGGGUUUCGCCCACUUGGCUCCCGGUGUACCAAAAUGGACAAAAUGGACAGUGGCAGAGCUCAUUACUAUUGGAGGUCUCGGCGCAACCCCCGUUGGUACUCCAGAGCACGUUGCCGACGUUAUGGAACAGUGGGUGGCAGAAGCUGAUGUGGACGGAUUCAACUUGGCAUAUGCGAUUUUCCCGUCUUCCUUCGAGGAUAUUAUCGAACUCUUGCUGCCAGAAUUGAGGAAGAGAGGGCUGUUCUGGUCCGAUUAUACAGUUCCAGGCGGAACAUAUCGUGAGAAUCUAUAUUCCGUCUUGGGUCAACGAGGGCCCCCCGAUGAACAUGUCGCAUCUUCGUAUCGGUGGAAAGCGGGAGUUUCAAAAGAAGACCAUAUUAUUCCCGGAAGUCAGGGUGAGUAG